Papilio polytes (common Mormon) is the source of this 517-nucleotide messenger RNA. RefSeq names its product ejaculatory bulb-specific protein 3-like. The transcript has 3 exons. Bases 76 to 456 code for a protein of 126 amino acids. The record is from RefSeq and is a predicted model, not a curated record. Lineage: Eukaryota; Metazoa; Arthropoda; Insecta; Lepidoptera; Papilionidae.
AGUUGGAGCAUUGCAGUGCAGUUCAGAAUACAUCAGAUCUCCUUACGAAACGUUUGUUUAAUUAUUUUGGAAACGAUGGCGUCCAAGAGUUUGAUAAUUUUACUUUGUGUGGUUGCUUCGGUGUGGUCUACGUACACUGAUAAAUAUGAUAAUAUCAAUUAUAAAGAAAUCAUGGAGAAUGAGAGAUUAUUAUUAGCGUAUGUAGACUGCGUCAUGGAGAGAGGGAAAUGUACACCAGAAGGAAAGGAGCUAAAAGCAAAUUUGAAUGAAGCUAUCGAAAACGGCUGCGCGGAAUGCACUGAGAAACAAAAAGAGGGAUCUAUCGAUGUUAUCCAGUACCUCAUUGAACAUCACCCAAAAAUCUGGGACGAGCUGUGUGGCAAGUUUGACCCCACCGGCAAGUGGAGGAAACAUUACGAAGAACAAGCAAAGGCUAAAGGAAUAAAAAUCGUGUAAUUUACUCAUGUAAUAUUUCAAUUUUCAACAAGUCUCUUAAAAAUAAAUGUAUUCAAUAAAA